Melanotaenia boesemani (Boeseman's rainbowfish) is the source of this 7024-nucleotide messenger RNA. It is a transcript of the gene ripor1, whose product is annotated as RHO family interacting cell polarization regulator 1. NCBI's taxonomy places the organism in Eukaryota, Metazoa, Chordata, Actinopteri, Atheriniformes, Melanotaeniidae. Bases 261 to 3476 code for a protein of 1071 amino acids. The transcript has 24 exons. The record is from RefSeq and is a predicted model, not a curated record.
GGGGAUCAGUGGGAGAGUGGACGGAUUAACGGCUACCUCCAAGGCGAUGGAACCAGAUAACAUGGGAAAUAGGCUGAGAUAGACAGGAGAGAGGUGAGCGGAAAGGAAAACAUCAAAGAAACAGAUGACAGAACAAGUUAAAAAGUGACAGGAAAGAAAGUGAGGAAAUUAAAGAAUUAAUCAACAAUCAAACAGAACUAAGAAGUGAGGAGCGAGCGCUGGUUUCUGCACCCGUCAUAACGUCUACCAUCACAGCUACCAUGUACAGUGGAUAUGGAGGGAGUCCGUCACGAACUCUGUCCACCAUGUCUCUGUCUGCCCGCCCGGCCCGACGCCUUACCUCCAGGUCCAUCACUAGGAGUCAGAGCUUCACUGGAGUCAACACCCAGGACAGACCUUACAGGAACCUCUCGGUGUUCAGCACUCCGGGUCUCAGCAGGAAGACGAGCAGAGCCAGUCGGAUUUUCACCAUGUCGGCCAAAUCCAACACACCACCCAAAGUUCCACAGCCUGAGAGGCUGGAUGAAGUCUUCAAGGCUCUGAAGAAAGGACUUCAGUCUUACCUGCAUGUUUAUCAGAUGGACUUGGACAACCUGAGUAGACAGAUAAAAGAAUCAAAGAGGAACUCAAGACUGGGUUUCCUGUAUGAGCUAGACAAGCAAGUGAAGGUGAUCGAGAGGUACAUCAGAAAACUGGAGUUUCACCUCAGCAAGAUCGAGGAGCUGUAUGAAGCCUACUGUCUGCAGAGGAGACUGAGAGACGGAGCCGACAAGAUGGUGAAGGCAUUCACCGCUUCUCUUGGAAGCAAGGAGGCCAGGGAGAGUUUGGCCGAGGCCAACAAAGGCUACAAGGAGUACACCGAGAACAUGUGUGUGUUGGAGAGUGAUCUGGAAACCCAUCUGGGAGAGUUCCACAUCAGAAUGAAAGGUCUGGCUGGAUUUGCCAGGUUGUGCGCUGGUGAUCAGUACGAGAUCUUCAUGAAGUACGGUCGGCAGCGGUGGAAGCUCCGGGGACGGAUGGAGAUAAACGCCAAACAGGUGUGGGACAGCGAGGAGAUGGUGUUCCUCCCACUCAUCAAUGAGUUCCUCUCUGUGAAGGUGACGGAGCUGAAGAGUUUAGCCAAUCACGUUGUUGUUGGAAAUGUUUCCUGUGAAACUAAGGACCUGUUUGCUGCUCUGCCUCAGACGGUUGCUGUGGACAUUAAUGAUCUUGGGACCAUUAAACUGAGCCUUGAAGUCACAUGGAAUCCUUUUGAUAAAGAAGAACCAGGUGCAAGCACAGUCAACAAAGCUUCCACCGUCAACAAAGCUCCAACCGUCAACAAGAGGUUGUCAACCAUCCUCAACCAGAGCCCACCUGACACACCAUCUUUACGGGAACAAGCCUUCUAUAACAUGCUCCAUCGCCGUCAACAGCUGGAAAACGGAACGGCGUGGUCCAACUCGUCCGAGUCCUCUGAUGACUCCUCCAGCCCUCAGCUGUCUGUUCAGGGCCUGCACAGCUCUCCACUUCAGACGGCUGUGGUGGCGACACCAGAGAAGGAGUCCAUGGUAAUGGGAAGUUCCUCCCCCCAGCCUGACAGAGGCUCUUCUUCCUCCUCCUCUCCGAACUCCAGUCACACAGUCUGUGGCACCUCAGAGGUUCCCAGCACCUUCAAACAUCCAGCCCAGAACAGGGAGGAGGAAAAGAGAGUGAUUCCUGUCGGUGAGGAUGAGGAGGAGAAUGCGGUGCUGACCCACAGCCAAGGGUCGGGUCAGUACUCGCGCUCUCUGAGCCACAUCAGUGAAAGCAGCACUGAUGGAGCUCUGCUGACGGAGCGCUCAACGUGCGAAGCAGGCGAGGUCAUGUCUUUGACCUCCGGGAUUUCCAUCACCGACAUCGAGAUGGAGAUGCCCAGCAGGAUUUCGGAGCCCCUCAGUCCUGCUGCCUCCCAUCCUGGCUCAUCACCACGGAGACUCGGUGCUGAGGAGAAAGACUCAUUAACUGAUCCAGUCAGGUGUCUACAGGAUCCAUCCAUGUCUGUCCACACAUACCCCUCACCCAGGACUGAGACAGACCCAAAAGGUCAGAUCAACCUCCAAUCAGUGGGUGGCCAACUGGACACAGAUGUGACGUAUGUCGCCCAGCGAGUGACGGUGGACGAGGACAUGUCAGGAGUGGGAGGAGAGGGCAAUGCUCUGGUGGACAGUGGUCUGGAGGAUGCUUUAGGAUCUGUCCUGUCCUCUAUGGAUGACUACAGAGGACAGUUUCCUGAGUUACAGCUCCUGGAACAAGAGUUGAGGCUGCUGCAGGUGAUGCUGAAGGGUGGCGGGCGUAGCCGCUCAUCCAGCGUGGUCAGCCUCACCGUAGAAACGGCUCUGGGCAGCUUUGACUUCCUGGACACGUCAGACUGGGAGGAGGAGGAGGAGGAGAAGAGUGAUAGGAGGAGGAGAAAUGGCAGGUCUCGAGCAGACAGGACCUGGGAUGACCCAACCUCACCCCCCCUGCCCCUCACUACCAGCUGUACCACUCUAGACCGCUCCCUGGUGGUCCACCUGAAGACCUGUAGUACACAGCUACUGCGUCUGGGCAUGUUCGGACCUCUGCGCUGUGGGGAGAUGUACGCCUUGGACACACUGCUGAGAGAGGCUCGCAUCUUUGAAAUCAUUCGCCGCGUCAUCAAGAACAACCCUCGCUGUGUCACACAACCUGCUGAAGUGAUCCCACAGCUGGGCCUCUGUCUGGGUGCUGUGUCACUAUGGCAACAGUGUAUGGGGCGGGGCAGUGUAUACUGUGUCUCUGCUGAGAAAUUCCUGAAUACGCUGUCUGCAGGCUACUCCAGCAUGCUGCGGGACAGGGCGGACACAGUGUUCCUGUGUCUGGCUGAGCGACUUCUGCAUCAGAAGUUACCACGGAGAGGAAGCAGCAGAGAAGAUGUGAUGGUGACGGUGUUCCAGCUGUGGAGUUACCUGGAGUCUAACGGCAUCAGUGACAUGGAUACACACAUCACUGAGCUGGCAGAAGAAGUGUGGUUGGUGCAGAGGCUGGCAUCACGUGACCAGGACGUGAUUGUGAACGCCCUGCGGCGUCCUGCAGAGUGCAGCCUGAGGAGAGAAGGACUCCAUGCUGUUGCCAAACUGCUGAAAGAUCCACGAGGAAAAGUGUCGGCCUCGGCCAGCUCGGUGCUGAGAGGCCUGGCUGCUCAACCACCACAUCGAGAGCAGGCUCUGGUCAGCUGUUUGGAGCUGCUGGAAGACGAGAACAUGGACACCAGAGUCUGUGGAUGCAAAGCUUUAGCGUGUCUGAAGGCCAAAGAAAGCAUCGAUCAGUUGGUGUAUCUCUGCCAAACAGAUAAGGAGGAAGUCCGAGAUGCUGCCAAACAAACACUCCUAGUUCUGGGUGAGGAGGGAAAGAUGGCUCACAGACACGUGGAGAUGUCUCAGGACAGCUUACCGAGGCUCUUUGCUCCAGGAAGCAUGGCCAGCACCGCUUUCUAACUGACACACACCAAAGCAGCAUUUUGUGAAUGUAGGUUGUUUUUACCCCUGAAUAUUUGUUUUGCUGCAUCCUGGUAGAAACACUUCAACAUGAUCAAUCAACUCUACACAACACUAACCAUCAUUCACAAACACAGAAACUCAUCAAACGGGUGCUAACUGAUCUGAGUCAGCAGGUUAAUCCGAGUCAGCAGGUCACUCCGAGUUACCAGGUCACUCCGAGUCAGCAGGACUGUAAUGAUGCUCAGAGAAUUGAGUCUCAUGUUAAGAUAUGCAAAGACAUCAUAAAAUGAUCUUUCCAGAACAGAAAAUGUUUAAAAUGUGUUUUUUGUUUUGUUAUUUAUGUCAAAGUGUCUUUCAUGUGACUGUCUGGGAGACUGUUUAGGACUGGUAACCCAAUGAACCAGCAGGAGCUGAUUUAUGAAAACCUCUCAGUUCGGAGACCUGCUGGCGUGAAUGCAGUGUAGAUGCUGCAGAACUGUGUGAUGCUGCAGAGCCGUGUAACAUGUUACAGAGCUGUGUGAUGCUGCAGAGCUGUGUGACAUGUUACAGAGCUGUGUGAUGUUGCAGAGCUGUGUGACAUGUUACAGAGCUGUGUAACAUGUUGCCGAGCUGUGUGAUGCUGCAGAGUUGUGUGAUAUGUUACAGAGCUGUGUGAUGCUUCAGAGCUGUGUGACAUGUUGCAGAGCUGUGUGACAUGUUACAGAGCUGUGUGACAUGUUACAGAGCUGUGUGAUGUUGCAGAGCUGUGUGACAUGUUGCAGAGCUGUGUGAUGCUGCAGAGCUGUGUGACAUGUUGCAGAGCUGUGUGACAUGUUACAGAGCUGUGUGAUGCUGCAGAGCUGUGUGACAUGUUACAGAGCUGUGUGAUGCUGCAGAGCUGUGUGACAUGUUGCAGAGCUGUGUGACAUGUUACAGAGCUGUGUGAUGCUGCAGAGCUGUGUGACAUGUUGCAGAGCUGUGUGACAUGUUACAGAGCUGUGUAACAUGUUGCCGAGCUGUGUGAUGCUGCAGAGCUGUGUGACAUGUUGCAUAGCAGUGUGACAUGUUGCAGAGCUGUGUGACAUGUUGCAUAGCAGUGUGACAUGUUGCAUAGCUGUGUGACAUGUUGCAUAGCAGUGUGACAUGUUGCGGAGCUGUGUGACGUGUUGGAGAGCUGUGUGACGUGUUGGAGAGCUGUGUAGCACGCUGCAGAGCUGUACAAACGCUCAUCACAGUUUUGCUUCUCUACAGUUGCUAACUGCAUCACUGCCUGAUGCUGAUCUGGAUUUUUGCCUCAUCACUGUGGUUGCCUGGUUUAUGAAUGUGCAACCAGGGUUUAGUCCUCUUCGGAAUAUUUUGAAGCCAAAUCCAGACUAACCCCAAAGAAAUAGUUUAGUUCUCAUGAUAUUCUUAUUAUUCUCCUGCUGCUGUCUGGAAUCUGCCUUAAGUUUACAGUAUUUGCAAACAUUAGUUGUCAUUCAUAGUUUUUACACACAAAGAAAAGCUUGAUUGUGAGAUCACAGAGCCACAUUGUGUGUUAUCAACACCUUUCAGUCUCUGAGGUGAUGUCUCUGUGGAGGACUGACAGCAGGAGUCGGUCUGCUAUAGGAUUUAUGAAUUCAGAGUUGGAGUCACGAAACUGAAAUCCUGCCAGCUGCACCUUGGGGCAGAAGAAGUCAACAUGCUCACACUGGAGGGCUACAAACUUUACUAGGAAAAUGUGUUUAUUUGUUUUAAAAAUGCAGAUAUUUGACAUGUGUUGAAUAAAGAUUGCUAAUGCUGCAAACAUCUGUCUGAGCCAAAGGAGUAAAAGAGUUUUAAAAUCAAUUUUUACUGAAUAUGAGGCUGUAGCAUCCAGACUUCAGGUAGCACUGCAGAGAAACUGCUAAAAAUAAGUCUGAAUCAGUUCAUCUCCAUGCAGAGCAGAACUUUGUAUAAAUCGGCUGGAUAUGUCACUGUGAAAUAUCUGCUUAUCCAAAAGGUAAAAAUGUCCAUUUUAACUUCUGCCUGCUUUAUGUUUAAUGUUGUUGCUAUGUUAGCAAGAGAUGAAAACAGAAGCUCUAAGUGAGAAUGAAGCUGCAGAUCUCUGCAGAGGAUGGUUUCAGCAGCUCAGUGCCAUUACUCUUUAAUAUGCUGUUAUUUUAUGGAAAUAUAAUGGAACGGUUUGCCUGUGCAAUUCAUUAUUCUGUUAUUUUAUUAGAGCACAAAUGUUCAUUUGUUUGUGGUUUUUUGCACCAGAUGGUUCACUGAAUAUUUACUGUCACAGACUAUGAGGUUCAGUCACUUCAUCAGCUUCAUCAUUUAAGAUCCUGAAUAAGAAGGAUUUUCAGUCUGGAGAUCAGAAACUGUCAGGAUGAUGAUAGUUUUACAUGUUAAAAGCCAUUUUCAACACUUCAGAAUGAUAAUAUAAAUCGGUGUAAAUAAUGGUCUCAGUAAAGCUACUGACCUUUUUUUUUUAUUAAACUCAUUAUUUUCAGCUAGCACUGAUUUUAUCUUGCACUUGCAAAUGCCACAGAUUUAUUAUAAUUAUGAUUUAAUAUUGUUUGGAACUAAAGAUGUAAUAACUUGUAAUGAUGAUGAUGAUGGUUCCUCAAUCCUUAAACAGGAUUUAUUUCUUUCUCCUAAUAAUAAAUAAUCGAUUAGAUAAUCCCUUUCCUUUGAGUUUGGGGAUUGUCAUUUUUCACAGCACAGUAGAUUUAUAUAUAUAUACGUGUGUGUGUGUUUUUCUGUCAGACAGCCAAUGGUUUGACGCAACAGAAGCUGGUGUUAAGUGUGAAUGACCAAACACACAUACACCGUUCACAUAGUGGUAACAUGACCACAUGUAUCACAGAACAAGAUCAUAAAAAGUACUGGAGCAUCAUGUCACCUGGCCAGGUGUCAGCACCAUCCCUGACUAUGCCAAACUGUCUCAGAUCGUACAGAAUAAACUAUAAAACCAGCUGUUUUAAAGUUGCAGCACUUCAGCAGGAACAGACAGAAUGCUGACAGAAAACAAUAUGGACUCCAAGGCUGCAGUGAAGAUGAAGCUCAGCUCCUAAUAAAUAAUGUGCCAACACUUCUCGCAACUCAGAUGCGGAAUUACUGAAGACAAUGAUAGAUGAUUCAAACAGCUAACAUUUUAGGUGAUGUUUCAACUGCUAGUGAUGAAGAGUGAUGAGACAACUCCUCAGCUGUAAGGUGUGUUUGGUGUGAAUGUUAGAACAAGAUGGAUCGUCACUGGAAUCUUUGUGUAUGUAAGGUUAUCACUCUAUUCUGUGCAUUUACCAUGAUUAUUUUGGCUUGAAUGGCAGAAAUCUGCAGCUAUACUUGUGCAUCCAUAUAGCAUCUCACAGGUUUUAAGUGCCUCAAAGAUUUUUUUUAAUCACAGAGCUGACAUAAGAUGAAAUAUUUUAUUUAAAAAUGGAGAGACUGUGAAGCGGUGGGGGGAAAAAUACUACAGCAUAUACUUUUUUUCCCACAAGCUUUAAUUGUGAAGCAUUGGAAACUUUUUUUUCCUGAGAUAUUUUCUGGCAUUCUUGUGUCAAAUGUAAAAAUAUAUAUAUUAAACAUUUGGUAAAAGAUUA